Molecule: messenger RNA, 972 nt
Organism: Fonsecaea multimorphosa CBS 102226
Lineage: Eukaryota; Fungi; Ascomycota; Eurotiomycetes; Chaetothyriales; Herpotrichiellaceae
Exons: 1
Coding region: 1-972 (323 amino acids)
Source: RefSeq, a predicted model, not a curated record
AUGAGAAAAGCCCCUCCCCGCAUCGUCCUCGACUGGGACGGCACCCUGACCAGACGCGACACUCUUCACGUCGUGGCGGGGAUCGGCUACAAACGUAAUCGACACCGGGGAGGUCGCGAUCUCAUGCCAUGGGACCAGAUCGUCCAGGCGUAUAUAUCAGACUACACUGCGCACCGGGACUCGUACCGGCCGGCCAAGUCGCAACGCACGACUGUGGGCCAGGAGAGCGCGUGGCUGGCUAGCUUGGGGGAAGUCGAGCGCAGAAGUGUCCAGCGGGUACGGGGUGCGGGGGUCUUUGCGGACGUGACUGAGGAGGAUGUUUGCGAGGCGGCGGAGGAUGCAGUCCGGGGCGGCGAGGUCCAGUUACGAGAUGGAUGGAAGGAUGUUCUUGCAGGUGCGAGUCGUUGUGCGCGGAGUGAGACUGCUGCAGCAGAAGCAACAGCUCGGCCUCCCCUUGCGAUUAUCAGCGUGAACUGGAGCGCCGCCUUCAUAAGGGCGUGUCUAUCAGCGGCGGCAGCGUUGGGAGAUUGUCCGCCGCCUAUGAAAGACACGGUAGACUCUAUCGAAAUCCUCUCUAAUCACCUCGCCUGUGAACCUUCAGAAAACACUUCGGGGACCACCACCAGCAUUCACACCAGCGCCGACAAGCUGGAAGCCCUCAAUCGACUACGAGAGAGCGGGAAUGGCGAUAUUCUCUACGUGGGCGACUCCGCCACGGAUUUCGACUGCCUCGUCGCUGCCGACGUGGGCAUCUGUGUGCGCGACGAGCCGCUGGGCAGCGGACAGGCCGAGUUGAAGGAAUGUCUGGAGCGAGUGGGUGUCGAGGUGUCAAGGCUCGACUGGGACAAGUGGAUCGAGUAUCAAAGGGGAGGACAUAGAGGCCCAAGGCAAGGGAAGCAUUCUGUGGUCUGGUGGGUGGCGGAUUUGAGAGAAGUGGCGAGCUUCGUCGAGAAGUACUGCGACCUGGAUUGA